CGGCCUCUCCCCUCUCGGCAGCUCUCCGUGGACACGCUGCGCUUCCUGCUCUUCCUCUACCUGCAGCAGCUGAACAAGGCCUCCCUGCGGACGUCCCUCAUCGGCGAGGAGUGGCCCAGGGCCAGGGCUGCCGGGCUGCCGGGCAGGGCCGCGGGGCACAGCAAGAACUGGAAUGACCAGGAUCACCUUGCCUUCGUGCUCACACACCUCUCAGACAUGCUGGAGCUGCUGCUGGAGCCAGAGCAGCUCAGUGCCUCCUCGCACGCCACUCACAACAGCUUGGUGUCCUACGAAGCCGUCUGUGCCCUCAGCUUCCUCAUCGAAGGGACUGUGAACAAUUCGAGGACCAUCCACCCUCUGCAUGAGCUUGCCCUCUGGCAGCCCUGCCAUGGGCAGAACGGCUACUCUAAGAUCUCCAAAACCUUCUCCUUCCCCAAACUAGAGAACUGGCUGCGCUCCUGCCUGAUAAUAAAUCCUUUUGGAAUGACUGCCUGCUUACGGUCUGGGAAGAAGCUUGCGUGGGCACAGCAAGUUGAAGGAACAACCAGGAGAGCAAAGAUUGCCUGUAACACUCGUGUGGUGCCUGAGGUGUCUCCUAUGGUGAUAAUGAGCCAGGUUUACAAACAGACACUGGCCAAGAGCUCGGACACCUUGGUGGGUGCUCAUGUCAGAAUUCAUCGCUGCAAUGAGUCCUUCAUUUAUCUCCUCUCUCCUCUUUGUUCUGUGACCAUUGAGAAGUGCCAGAAUAGCACGUUUGUGCUCGGCCCUGUGGAGGCAUCUGUUCACGUCCACAGCUGUGACAAUAUCAAAGUCAUCACCGUUUGCCGUUGCUUGUCUCUUUCCUCCACCACUGGCUGCACUUUUCACAUUCUGACUCCUACCCAGCCUCUUAUCCUUGCGGGAAACCAAGCAAUCAGCUUUGCCCCUUUCCACACCCAUUACCCCAUGCUGGAAGACCACAUGGCUCAGGUGGGACUGGCCACUGUGCCCAACUACUGGGACAGCCCCAUGUUGGUGUGCAAGGAGGGCAGUGAUGCCAGCGUCUUCCGCCUCCUGCCGCCCUUGGACUUCUACACCUUUGUGAUUCCUUUUGAGAUGGAAGGAGACACCACAGAAACACCAGGGGGGCUUCCCCGUGCCUACCAGAAGGCACUGAAUCAGCGAGAGCAGAAGGUACAGAGCUGGCAGAAAAUGGUGAAGGAGGCGUGCCUGACCAAGGAUCAAAGGAAGCAGUUCCAGAUGCUGGUGGAAAGCAAGUUCUACGAAUGGCUGAUUCAGACAGGGAACCGUCAGCAGCUGGAUAGCCUUGUCCCUCCUGCUGUGGGCUCCAAGCAGGCUGCAGGAUAGCAUCGUGUUCCUCUGCACCAGAAGGAAAGGAAGGAGUUGUGGGAACAGACAGCGCUGUCCUGAAAACAUUUCCCAUAAAGACUUUGCGGCUGUUCUGACUGCACGCGCUCGAUGUGGAUCUGAUGCCCAGCCUGUGUGUGGAUUUGGACAUCUCUCUGGUUUAGGAUUUGGACAUCUCUCUGGUUUAGGAUUUGUAAUAGCUGCUGCUUUCCCAGGAAUGUACUGUGACUGUUCUGUUGGUAAAUGAGAAGGAAGGUGCAUGCUGCUGGAGGAUGAUGAGGAAGUACAUGCGCUCCUUGCUGCAAGGAGGCUGGUGUCAUGGUUACCAUCUGUGCUGUGUGUGUGUGUGUGUGUCCAAACGAGCCUUUCCUGAUGUACAGCUGGAUGCAGGGCCUUGGCUGUCACACGUGUCUUUAUUGUACAGGCCAGCUGCACUGUUUUUAUAAAUGUGAAAAACAAAUGUUUGAUCGUUUAUGAAUGAAAUGCUAUAGAUUUUUUUUUAAUAUGAAGAUAGCACUUAAGCAAUGUGAUUUGGGUGGAAUUACCUUUCUUGUAUAUUUGUCUUGUUUGACAGAUAUCAAUAAAACUUAAGGUAAGCCUGA
Meleagris gallopavo (turkey) is the source of this 1949-nucleotide messenger RNA. The record is from RefSeq and is a predicted model, not a curated record. NCBI's taxonomy places the organism in Eukaryota, Metazoa, Chordata, Aves, Galliformes, Phasianidae.